GCGGCCACAGCAAAAUAGAGGAAGUACAAAUAAGAUGUCAGUUUCAGGACAUGGAAGAAUAUCAGAGGAGCUAAAUCAGACUCUGAAGUUAUUUAUGCAUCCAGUCCAAUGAAUGUAGCUCGAGGCAUCCUUGCUUUAGUAUUCUGCAUGUGUUUCACUCUGUCAUACUGCACAAAUAAGUAUGUCCUGUCUGUCUUGAAAUUUACAUUUCCAACCAUUUUUCAGGGGUGGCAAACCUCAACAGGAGCUCUAUUGCUACUGGUUACCUGGAAACUGGGCUUGGUUGAAAUCAAUGGCUUGUCCAGAUCUGCGGCGUUCUCCCAGCUCCCUGGGUCUUUCUUGUUUAUUGGAAACAUUUAUGCUGGGUCCAAAGCCCUGUCGCUUCUGCCCAUUCCUUUCUUCUUCGUGUUACAAAACGUCUCCGAGAUCUUUGCGUUUCUCACUGUAAUCUUUACUCGGCGAGAGAAAGCCACAUGGAGGAAAUUAUUAAGUGUGUGUAUGUUGCUGGGUUCUGCUACGAGUCUGGUUGUGUACAAUCCUCGGUUUGGUCCCAGUGGUUACACAUGGGCCUUCAUCCAUCUGUUCUGUGUUGGCACGUAUAAAGUAUUCCAGAACAAGUCCAAGACCAGCCACCUGAGUGAUCUGGAAGAGCAGUUAAUUAACUAUAUGAGCAGUGCAUCGUUACUCGCCUCUCUUUCAUACUCGACAGGUGAUCUCUUUGGAGCUUUAGACUUUCCUCUCCUGACCUCACACAUCUUUCACGCUGGCUGCUUGGGCAGUGCUGUGUUUGGCUUUCUGCUGAUGUUGGCGACUGUGAAGUUGAGGGGCAGUCUGCCUCAGGAACACUGUGGGGUCUGGUUCUUCCUGGCCAAGGUAUUGGCUUCAGGUCUUUCCUUUUAUCUUCCCACAUUCAACACUGUGGUCAGUCCCAUAGCAUUCUGCAGCGUCGUGUUGAGCUACGCCGGCGAGGCCUUGUUUCUGUAUUCUGACAGAUUUCAAUAAGACUGAUUGUGUCCAGCGCCUUUGAAGAUUCGCCAUCAGUCCGUCUAUUCUUAAUCUGUAUAAAACACCCCAAUCUUCAUUUAUAACUUGAAUCCAGUUUGACACGUAUGCUUGAAGAACCAAAACAAAGACAGCAGUUAAUGAGAUUAAAGCGACAUGAAAACAGCGGAUAGGAUUGGUCAGUGAUGAAUUGUUUUUUUCUGUAAUGACAUGAAAUCUCUUUAGCGGUUUACUGGAUUCUGUUUAUUCCUAGAUUUGUUUCAGCACCAAACUUUCUGCUUACUUUAAUCGUUCAAUUUUGUACAUAUUAUCCUGCAGUAUUGUGGAUUGCCUCAUGAAUGUCACCUCUUUUGUUAUUAUUAUUUUGUUAUAGAGAGGAAAACAUAUCCUUAGUGGUUCAUGUAUUUUAAUAUUUCUUUACAUAAUAGAAGUCCUUGUAAAGAUUUGUUGUACUGUCACGUGUAUUUUUUUUAGAGUUGGUUAAUAUCAAUUUUAAAGGUAUAAGGGUUUCCCAUGUCUCUGCCAAUACUGUCAUGUUAGUCCUGUAACUCUUACAGAUGAGGUGAAUGGCAUUUACUGUAUAUUACUGUAUUCACAGCUACAGUACAAUGUAUGUUAUUGUAUUUUCAGAGCUUGCACAUUUAUAAAAAUCUUUGGUUUGUCUGCA
Messenger RNA from Triplophysa rosa, 1669 nucleotides. It is a transcript of the gene slc35d4, whose product is annotated as transmembrane protein 241. The coding region runs from base 109 to 1002 and encodes 297 amino acids. The transcript is spliced from 15 exons. The record is from RefSeq and is a predicted model, not a curated record. NCBI's taxonomy places the organism in Eukaryota, Metazoa, Chordata, Actinopteri, Cypriniformes, Nemacheilidae.